Molecule: messenger RNA, 3088 nt
Organism: Bemisia tabaci
Lineage: Eukaryota; Metazoa; Arthropoda; Insecta; Hemiptera; Aleyrodidae
Product: asparagine synthetase domain-containing protein 1
Molecular function (GO): asparagine synthase (glutamine-hydrolyzing) activity
Source: RefSeq, a predicted model, not a curated record
AUACUACAUGUAGUAAAUGAUAGUACUACGUUUACGAGUUUCAUUCAUGAUUUCAAGAGGAGAAGGUCAACGUCCUCUGAUUCGCUCUGAUUGGAGGGUUUCAAAGAGGGGAAGGAGGUGAAUAAAGUAAACAAUCUGAUCUGAAUGAGGUGAGGUCACAAAGUAGACGUAGAAGAAUUAAAAGACCGGCUUUUUUCAUCGACAUAAAUUGAACGCAUAUAACGUCGUCGAAACAGUAAAAAUUAUGGACAUUUUCACAUUUAGCACGAGCAUAUUAAUUACUCUCCCUAAUACACAACCCUGACAGUUUGACAACAAGUGUUUAUAACCUCAAAGUGCUAACAUGUGCCGUGCUCUUUACUUACUCUGUAACAUGUACAUUGUGGUUCUUCUGUUUUAAUCAAGAGAAAUUAUAAUUUCACAGUGUUCUACCAGGAUUUCACCGCAUAGUUGCUUUGGAUUAAAAUUACCAAUUGUGUGUAGCAACGUCUGAAUCCAAUGAUCAAAUGCAGUACUAAUAAGUUAAUGUAUCACACCGUUAUCCACUCAUUGCUCACAGUUAGCUUCUCAUUCAAGGUAUAAUGAGAGCUUCAAUUGCAAAUAAAUAUUGUAGCAAAACGUAUCAGCUAAACGUCAUUUGAAAGUCAGUUGAUCAUUUACCGGACAUACGUCAAUACUUACACUAAUCGGGCUGUGAAUAGUUAGGUACCUACAUUUUGAACACUUUCUAUGUCUGGGAUAUGAUAUUCUGACGAUCCUAUCAUGUGCGGAAUAUUUUGCACAAUUUGUAGAAGUACCUCAUCAUCUAGCAAUAUCUAUUUAGAGCCAUGUCACGAUAAUCUGAAAAGACGAGGACCAAAUGCGUCCGGAUCCAUCACUCAGAAAUUAUCAGAUUCGGUCGAAGGAGUCUUUUUUGCAAGUGUACUGUGGAUGCAAGGAUGCUCGUCUCCUACAAAACAGCCUCUUGUUGAUGCAGAGGGCAACAUUCUACUAUGGAACGGAGAUAUACUUGAUGGCACAUUGCAAAAUGAAGGCGAAUGUGACUCUUUUAUUCUACUAACCAGACUUCAGACAAAUGAUGUUUUGAACACUUUAGCAGCCAUUCAGGGGCCUUACUCUUUUAUUUAUCUGGAUCGCAAGAAAAUGCAGUUGUGGUUCGGGCGAGAUCCAGUUGGAAAGCAUAGUUUUCUCUUCAAUAUUUCCGAGGAUGCAGCAGUAUUUACUUCUGUCGGAGUAUCCUCCAUUCCAUCCUUACAGGAAUUGCCUGCUGCUGGAAUAUUCAAACUUGACUUAUCGUUAGGUGAUUUUACCAAAGGUCUCGUGAUACAUCCUUGGGAGCACCGCAAGUUUGAUAUCAGCAGGAUGAUGGACCAGCUAAAUGUAUACACUGUGGAUGUACCUGUAACACACUGCAUUCUUCGUGAAUUCAGUUUUCAAUUCAAUUUUGAUGAAGUGGGUCACAAUUUUGAUUUUUUAUCAGAUCCUUCUGUAAGUGGUGAAGAUUGUUUCAAAUUAUUCUACCAGAGUAGUCACUUUGCGGGAAAUGUUGAGAAAUUGUUGGCACUUUUAAGAAGAUCUGUGCAGGUCAGAAUUGGUUUGCAACCUCCACUUUGUGCAGGUUGCAUAGAAACAAAGACCAAUUGUGCUCACUCAAAAACUGCUGUUCUUUUUUCUGGCGGGUUAGAUUCGACAGUUUUAGCAUUGCUUUGUCAUGAGUUUGUUCCAGAAAGUGAACCAAUAGAUUUGUUUAAUGUCGCUUUUGAAAAAAUCUCAAGGCCACAAAAUGUCAAACAGAAAAACAAAUUUGAUUCUACAAGUUCUGUGGAAGAGCCGAAACCCUCUGAAAGCAACUUCAAAGUCCCUGACAGGAUUAGUGGAUUGAAUUCAUUUGAAGAACUUGAAAAAUUAUGUCCCGGGCGCAAAUGGAAUUUUGUUGAGAUUAAUGUCUCAAGGGAAGAAUUGAAUAAAUUUCGGAAGACUCGUAUCUCAGAUCUUAUCUAUCCAUUGGACACAAUUCUUGAUGACAGCUUAGGCUGUGCUCUGUGGUUUGCUGCCAGUGGUCGAGGGCUCUUAGAUGGAGAAAGCUAUUGCUCCCCUGCAAGGGUUCUCAUUCUAGGAAUGGGUGCUGACGAGUUACUGGGAGGAUAUACCAGGCACAGAAAGACUUUUGAACGUUCUGGCUGGGAGGCCCUCAACAAAGAGCUUCUAACGGAAGUCUGGAAUAUUUCUCUCAGGAAUUUAGGCCGUGACAAUCGUGUAACAAGUGAUCAUGGGCGGCAACCAAGGUUCCCAUUUCUGGAUGAAAAUGUCAUAGCAUUUUUAACACAACUACCUCCAUGGGAUAGGUGUUGGUUUCCUAAUACUAAGCCCGGUGUUGGGGAUAAGUUACUUCUGAGGCUGCUAGCAUGGAAGUUGGGCUUACAGUUUUCUGCCCUGUUGCCCAAGAGAGCUCUUCAGUUUGGUUCAAGGAUUGCGGACAGCAAGGAGAAAGGGAACAUUAAGUGCCAAAGGCUAACAACGUAAUUCCUAAUAUGUAUUAAACCAUCACGGUCUAUUAUCAACUCCCAGAAACCAGAAAUUGUUGGCAGAUGCUAUCGAUAUAGGAACCUCAAAGCGGUUGACCAUAACUCAAGGAGACUCAAAAUCAAGGCAAGUUAAAUAGGAACUUAGAAAUUUGAUCAAUAGGUCCUUUGAAAAGUGUUGAAUUGUGCCUUUUGGAAGAUCAAAAAUUCUUGCCAAUUCUGUAAGCCAGUAAAUGAAGAAAGACAGGUCGAAAUUUAGAAAAUAACUGUUUCUUUACUGUUAACAGUCUUACCUGAAGAAAUUAUGUCUGUCGCAGUAGCAUCUUAUAAAUUAUAUGUACUGAAAAAGCAAAACAUAUAUGUAAAUAAUACAGUUUGGAAAAUCAACGUUUUCAAACAAAAAUUCAGCCCAUGCAUCUCCACUGAUGACAACCAUCAGUGAAGAAAAAUAUGUGUCUAUUCGACUUUAAUGAGUACCCAAGUCUGUAAAAAAUGAUGAAAUGAGAAUAUUACAGUUAAAAGUUUUGAAACAGGGACCCAAAAAAAGAAAGAUUUUUGCUUAUUUA